AUGCAAAGGAUACAAGAUCAGAUCGACGCUCACUACUGGAUAAUAACUAAUGGGCAAUCAUGGAUCAAGCCUGUGACCGCAAUUACCCUUGGGAUCGUACUCUACAAACUGUUUUCGCCUGCCCCCGAUCCUAGAAAGACUACCACUAUUGAUCCCAAGCUUAUACCCGAGUUAGUAGCCUAUCCUCUACCUAUAAUUGGCCACGUUCCAACACUAUCAAAAGGUCGCAACAACUUUCUCAAGGAGUGUGUAGAUCGUUAUGGUCCUGUAUUCCAGCUACGUAUUCCAGGCCAAAAUCCAUAUGUAGUGACAGGAGAUAUAAUCCCAGACAUCAUGAAGUCUUCCACAAAGAUCGUCAGUUUCCUUGAAGGAAUUAAGACCCUUAUUCCUGCAACUCAUGUAAUGGAACUUUCUUACGAUCAUAAAUAUAAAGCAGCCCCAUUCAACUCGCGUGAUAAGAACCCUGCUAUUUAUCCAAUCAAGCAAAACUUCAAGUCGGAUAAAAUUCACGUCUUCUCAGAACGAAUCCAAACCGGACUUCAUAUUGUCCUCAAAAGGGAUCUAGAUUUGAAACCUGGAGAAAGCAAAAGUGUUAACAUGUGGGAUUUUCUUACCAAUACCGUCUCUCAAAUGUCUUGCCCUUGCUUUGCUGGAAGUGUGGUCGGCUAUGAUAGUGAAUUGAUCUCUUCCAUGGCAGUUCUUACUCAAAAGAUCAUAAGGGCAGGCAUAUUCUUGGCUGUAUUACCCAGCUGGCUUGGAGAUGCUAUUGUCCGUCGUGUGUUCUCUGUUGAAAAGGAGAUUGAUAUUACUAUGCGCCUUUUGGUUCCAGAGCUCACCCGUACAAGAGAAGAAAUCCUAAAUGGAACUAGCGAGGUUACAUUCUCCUCGAUGCUUUUAUCCCUUCCUUUGCACGAUGGCAGUCUCAGAUCCAUUGAAGAAACUGCCUUUUGGUUUAAGAGCAUAGCACUUUCCAGUAUUCACACUACCUCUCACAUCUCUUCAUUCUGUCUCCAUGAGCUUUCUUGUCGUCCUGAACUCGUCGAGACUUUACGUAAUGAGAUCAACCGUCUGGAUUCGCUAAACCCUGAGACCACUGCAACUAUUCCCCUGCUCGAUUCUUUCUUGAGAGAAGUUCUACGCUGCAAUAUUGAUUAUCUUGGCCAUCACAGUCUAGCAUUACAAGAUGUUCAGCUUAGAAAUGGUCAGAUCAUUCCAAAGGGUAGUCUUAUUAUGUCUGCUCUUUUGUUGGCUCAUGAACAAGGCAUUUCCGGACAAGCUACUCAAGAUAAUCAUACCAAAACCUGUCUUCCUCUUGAUCAAUUUGAUGCCUAUCGCUUUGUUGACGCUGGCGAAGAUACAAAUGCUACCGAUGUCAAUCUUGCCAAUCUGGCAUUUGGUUUAGGUGCACAUGCCUGUCCUGGUCGUUACUUUGCCGCAAAUGAAAUCAAGUAUAUGCUUUCAGAAUUAAUUAUGCGCUUUAAUCUAUCUACUCCUUCUGGCAAGCGAGGAGAAAAUUCAGUCCUUUUAGGAACGAGUGUAUUUCCCCCAAAGACACCGAUUGUUUUCACUGCUAUUUAG
Messenger RNA from Phycomyces blakesleeanus NRRL 1555(-), 1578 nucleotides. Its product is annotated as cytochrome P450 CYP5204. Gene Ontology annotation, molecular function: oxidoreductase activity, acting on paired donors, with incorporation or reduction of molecular oxygen; heme binding; iron ion binding. The transcript is spliced from 2 exons. NCBI's taxonomy places the organism in Eukaryota, Fungi, Mucoromycota, Mucoromycetes, Mucorales, Phycomycetaceae. The coding region runs from base 1 to 1578 and encodes 525 amino acids. The record is from RefSeq and is a predicted model, not a curated record.